AUGGGUGUCGAUAUGCUUCUCUUGGAUGAUCAGUCUUAUCUCAUCCAAGCAUGUGUUUCUGUCCAUCGGCUGAACACAUUCCGAGAACUUCUUCGUGAAGGAGCUAUAUAUGAGCUUAGUGGAUUUGAUGUGACUAGAAGCAACAAUCAUUUCAAGCUUUGUGAUUCUGUUGUGUCUAUCCGGCUAAACGAGUUUACAAAGAUGGUUGAAGUGCCCGCAGUUGCUAAUCCGAUGUCUACUGAGAUGUUCAGUUCACUUGAUGGGUUUGUGUAUUUGAUGGAUAUAUUGAGUUUGAACAAUGAUGAUGAGUAUGCGAGUGAAGAUGCAGGUUCAGAACAGGAAAUGGACGAGAACAAUCCUAUUGUGGACGAGCCUCUCAUGAGCACAGCCGAAGGGAAAGGUAAACACAAGCGUAGACACUCUAAGUGCUGGAACCACUUUACUAUAGAAGGAGAUAGGAUGCCUGAUGGGAAAUUCAAAUGUGUCUGCAACCACUGUAACCAGUUUUACUACCUAAACUUGCAUAGAAGUGGAACCAAUACUAUGCUUCGCCACUCUGAACGCUGCCCCAAAACCCUUAGUAGUACUGUAGGUUGUAAGAAGAUCGAUCAGUUGGUGUUUCGAGAUAUGAUUGAUGUGGCUAUUGUUGAGCAUGAUCUCCCUUACGCCUUUGUAGAGUUUAGAAGGGUUAGGGAAGCCUUGAAGUAUGCCAACCCCACCAUAGAAUUCUGGUGUAGGAACACAGCAGUAGCCGAUGUACUUAAGAUAUUUGAGGGGGAGAAAAGGAGACUUAAACAGGUGUUAAAUGAGCUUCCGGGUAGAGUUUGUCUAACCACCGAUCUGUGGAGAGCUAUAACCAUCGAGGGUUAUCUCUGUCUCACUGUCCAUUAUAUAGAUGCUGAAUGGAACCUUAGAGCUAAGAUCCUUUCUUUUUGCGCCUUCCCUCCACCGCACACUGGUACUGCCAUUUCCAUGAAGAUAUUGGAGUUGCUAAAAGAAUGGGGUCUGCUAAAGAAGGUCUUCACUAUAACCGUGGACAAUGCCUCUUCCAAUGAUAAUAUGCAAGGAGUAGUCAAGAGGCAGCUUAAGAAAGAUUUAGUCUGUGGUGGAGAGUUCUUUCACAUUAGGUGUGUUGCUCAUAUUUUAAACCUCAUUGUACAAGAUGGUUUAGCGGUGAUAGGUGAGGCGUUAGAGAAGAUCAGAGACAGUGUUAAGUAUGUCCAGAUAACUGAGUCUAGAGAGAUAUUGUUUCAAGGCUGUGUGGAGUCGGUUGGAGUUCGGAAGAAAGGGGAUUUACUUUUGGAUUGUCCCACGCUGUGGAACUCUACCUAUCUCAUGUUAACUAGAGCUCUUCACUAUAAAGAGGCAUUCAAGAAUCUUGCAGAGAUUGAGACAAGCUACCAGAGCUUACCUACAAAAUCUGAGUGGUUAAGAGCUAACCUCAUUUCUGGUUUGUUACAGCCAUUCGAUGAGAUGACAAGGCUUGUUUCUGGCACCAAAUACCCUACAGCGAAUCUGUACUUCAUGGAGGUGUGGAAAAUUCAGACUUGGUUGAAUACAAACGAGUUUCAUGAAGAUAGAGUGAUCGCUGAUAUGGUGGAUUCAAUGAGGAUGAAAUUUGUGAAGUACUGGGAAGAGUACAGUGACAUUUUGGCAAUUGCAGCUGUGUUAGAUCCUAGACUCAAGUUCAAGGUCUUGGAGUACUGCUACCACACUCUAGAUCCAGCAACAUGUAAAUCCAAAACGGAUUACAUACGAAAAAAGGUGGUGAAGUUGUAUGGAGUAUACAAGAAGAAUAGUAGUGCUCAUAGUUCACAAGAAGUAGAAGAAGAUGCUCUACCAGCUGGUUAUGGUGGCUUCUAUGUGUUCUUCUCUCAACAAGCAGGAACAAGGACAUCUGCUUUGGAUUUGUAUCUGAGUGAACCUGUGCUUGAUAUGGUGUCAAAUUUAAAGUUAGAUGUCCUUGAGUAUUGGAGGGACAACGCAAACCGUUUUAAGGAGCUCUCUAGAAUGGCAAGCGAUGUCCUAUCCAUCCCAAUAACAACGGUAUCAUCAGAGUCAUCAUUCAGUGCCGGAAGUAAGGUUCUCAGCAAAUACAGGAACAAACUUCUCCCUUCAAAUGUUCAAGCUUUAAUCUGCACUAGAAACUGGCUCAGAGGUUUUGAAGUGAUUGCUGGAUGCGAUUUAGAUGAGAAAGGUAAAGAAGAUAAACAAGAUACCAAUGUGGAAGCAGAAGGAAGUGGAAGGAAGAAGAGGACCCGACUCAACUAA
Messenger RNA from Brassica napus (rape), 2271 nucleotides. Its product is annotated as zinc finger BED domain-containing protein RICESLEEPER 2-like. Gene Ontology annotation, molecular function: DNA binding; protein dimerization activity. The record is from RefSeq and is a predicted model, not a curated record. The transcript is spliced from 6 exons. Bases 1 to 2271 code for a protein of 756 amino acids. Lineage: Eukaryota; Viridiplantae; Streptophyta; Magnoliopsida; Brassicales; Brassicaceae.